UAGUUACUCGCCUCAACCAUGCUCCGUGCUCGAUUCGGUAAUAGCGGAGCAAACGAAGCUCUCCUCCCUUCCUCUUCCCCUUCCUCCGCCUCACCUCAUCUCACCUUCUCUCAUGGCGAUUCCAAUCGCAGAUAAAACCCUAACCCUCCCGACCUCUCUCAUCUCCCCACAACUCCCUCCUCUUCGUCUCAAUCCCAUCUUCCUCCGGAACCUCACCUUCUCCUCUGCUUCUUCGAGCUGGAAUCGGAAGCCCAUGGCCAUCGCCGUCUCCUCCACAAUCUCCACCUCUUCCGACGCAAACCCGUACAAUUACGGUGGAUGGGAUGAUGUGGAGCUCGUCGAUGGAUCUGAUAGGUCGGGGAAGGUCGAUUCGAUUCGGAGCUUCUUGGUUUCCCUCGGCGUUCAUGAAGGCAAGCACGGUUUCCUCUUCGUUUUGGGCUUUAUCUCUGCUUUUGCGGUUUCUAGGGUUAGGGUUUCUCCUGUGGUGGUCGUACCUAUCUCGGUCUUGGUCUUUGUUGCUGGAUUCGCAGCGGGAUCGACUCAGAAGAGCAUUGUUAGUAGGAAUGAUAGUGAAAUUAGGGCAUAUGAUGAGAAACAUAGGAACUUGAGAGCUAUUUUGAAUGAGGUGGAGGUUAAGAUAAGUGAUUUGAGAAAUGGAUUGGAAAAUAUUAGAAAUUCAGGUCAGUUAGAUUUAAGCAAGAUUAAAAAUUUAGUGGAGGUUGUUGAACAUAUAGGAAUUAAAGUUGGUUAUGGUAGGAAAUUUGUAGAGUUUUCAAAUCCAGGUGAUGUUUUGGAUGACAAUAUGGAUAUAGAGAGUGAAAGAUGGAAGAAAUCGAACCAGAAAACAGGUCAGAAGAAAACAAAAUUCGAAGCAAUUGCUGUUGAUCUUGUUCAAUAUCUCGGUGGUCUUAUUAAAGAAAACAUAAAUGAGUUUAAGCCAUCUAAGAGCAAAGAUGGGGGCAAUAAGCAAGAACUCUCGGAUCAGCCGAGCUUAAUUAGGGAAAAGAAUAUAAAUUCUGCAGAUGCAAUGAAAGGAAAUGCUAUUGCUAAUGAUAAUUCUUCUAAUCCAUCACUAGUCGAAACUGUGAAAAACAAGUUAGAACAAGAUGAAGUAUUUUCUGGAAAAACAGAGAGAAAGGCAUUGGAUAAGUUGAACAGUGGCGAAGAGUUACCUUUUGAUACUACUCAAGAUGUAAUCAACGAGAUGAAGAACUCCGAAUCCAGAGGUAAAAGGUACAGUAGUGAUAUGCUCUCAUAUGAUGAGGAGGGUAAUGACUUGAAUAUGAGUUUGCACUUCAUGAGCAAGCAAGCGAGUUUUGAGAGAAUGGUUAUUAAGCAUAGGUAUGGCCAGAUGAUAAAAAGUGAUAUUCACGAUCCUGCUGAUUAUGGUACAAAUCCAAGAGCAAGAGAAACUACGAGAAAUAUGGAUUUCUUCAAAAAGUCUGAAGAAUUAUCACAGGUAGAACAGACCCUGGAAAUACGCAACAGCAAUAAGUUGAAGGCUGAGCAGAUAGGUGGAACCACUUUCAGAAAGGCCAAACCAAAAGCAAAUUCUGAGUAUCGACUUGAACAAGCACCAAAUGCUGAUGUUACAGAGAAAGAGGUUGUUUCUUCUUCCCCAACAGUAUCAAGUGAUGAAGAAUUCAAUCAAAAUGUAAAGAAGGCCACAGAGCUUCUAAAAAGGGCAAGAGGAUGCAUGGCAAGUAAAGCGGAUGAAGAGACAGCUGAUGCACUACUAUACAAAACUGCAAGACUGCUUUCCACAGCUGUAGCUCUUAAGCCGACAAGCUUACUAGCUGUGGGGCAGUUGGGAAAUACUUUUCUCCUCCAUGGAGAGCUCAAGUUGAAGGUAAGUCGGGAACUGAGAACUCUUUUAUCACGUAGUGAUGUCUAUCUAAGAAGAGAAAGGCCUAGUAUAUUGCUCAAGAAGCUGGAUAGAAACAUUCUAAGCAGAGAGAGUGUUGCGUCUGUUUUGGUUGAUGUGUGUGAAGAAUGUGAGGGACUCCUUGUUGAGGCAGGAAGAAAGUAUAGAAUAGCUCUGUCGAUUGAUGGGACUGAUGUCAAAGCGCUCUAUAACUGGGGCCUUGCGCUCUCCUUCCGUGCUCAGUUAAUUGCAGAUAUUGGGCCGGAAGCAGCCCUUGAUGCUGACAAGGUGUACCUGGCAGCAAUUGAUAAAUUUGAUGCUAUGUUGUCCAGAGAAAAUGCUUAUGCACCAGCAGCUCUGUAUAGAUGGGGCGUAGCACUGCAGCAGAGAUCACAUUUGAGACACCGCAGUAACAGGGAGAAGGCGAAACUGCUGCAGCAGGCGAAAAGCCUCUUUGAAGAUGUGCUGUGUGUAGAAGCCGAUAAUCGGCUAGUAAGAGAAGCUCUUUCUUCGUGCAUAUCAGAGCUCAACUACAAUGGACAAUGGCCGUGAACCAAGUAUUGCCAAAAUACUAAUAUUAGAUGCGCUCGAGGAAGUUCAUAUGCACAAAUUUUUAUCUCCAGAAAUAAGCAAUUUCGGCUUAGACGGACAAUUUAUGAUCCAUAGAGCAAUAAUAAAGUAAAAGCAGAAGCAUGAAAUAGGCUUUUCGUACCCAUUUGUAAGUGGUCAUAGGGAUGCCAGAAGCUGGAGGGCAAAUUGCACAUACUACAUUCUGCAGCUAUGUAACUCGCUGUAGAAGUUUAUUCUUUACCUGAAUCCUGACUAAUGCAGGACGAAGCUUCAUUACGCUUAUUGGUCCAGUUCUUUUUUUGGGGUGGGAAGAGCUUGUCGAUCCUAAGUUUGUAUCCUUGAAAUAACUACACUUGUACAAACUUUUAUUGAUUUGUGACCAUGCAUUAGUUAAUUUGAAAAGUGAGAUAUAUGAA
Ananas comosus (pineapple) is the source of this 2850-nucleotide messenger RNA. RefSeq lists its product as uncharacterized. Gene Ontology annotation, molecular function: protein binding. The transcript has 3 exons. The record is from RefSeq and is a predicted model, not a curated record. Lineage: Eukaryota; Viridiplantae; Streptophyta; Magnoliopsida; Poales; Bromeliaceae. Bases 113 to 2416 code for a protein of 767 amino acids.